AUGAUUAAAAAGAAUUUGUAUGCUGAACAAUUAUCUUAUGGAUGUAAAAGACAAAAUUGCUUAAAAGCAUUUUGUAGGAAGAUCGAAAAUCCAAAUUUGCUCGAUGAAAUUUCUGCUAUUUUAUGCGAUUAUGAUGACAUUUUUUUGUGUGAAAAUACAAACAAACUUGUAAAUGGUGAUAUUUCUUUGCAUAAAUAUAAAUUUAAAGAAAACCAAUGCAUAAAUUUACUAAUUCAUUAUCUUGAUUUAUUUAAAAUUGAUAAAAAUAAGUCAUAUGAAGAUAAUAAUGUAGACGAUCUAAUAUUAUAUUCUCCAUAUAAUUCUAACUUUAAUGAUAAUAUGGAUUUAGUUAAAGAUAAACAGCCUCUUAAAAAUAUUACGAAUACACAUUUGGAAAAUGGAAUGUACGAUUUAAACAUUUCUAAUAACGAAGAAGAAAAACAUUUUUUUUGUAAUUACUUUAAUAAAAACAAAUGGUCAAGUAAGGAAUAUUACUUAAUUUCAGGUGUAGUGCAUAUUCUUAUAAAAAAAUAUAAGGAUUGUCCAUUUUACACACUUGGAUUAUUAAUCUUACGAUUAUAUUCUAUAGUAAGCAUGUAUUCAUGUACAGAUUUGCAGAAACUUACUGUUAUAUUUCAAAUUUCUACAGAUAUAUUUAAAUCAAACACGAAAAAGUGUAAUUUUAAAAAAGUAGAAUCUGAAAAAGAUCAGACCAUUAAUAAUUUAAUUAAUGUUACAUUUGAUGAUCAAAACGGGGAUGCAAAACAAGUUUUUAUGAAAUCUGAGAAUGGUUUUGAAACUCAAAAGGGUGAUGGUAGCUUUAUAGAACAUUCUAGUACUGAACUGUAUGUGAAUGAUUGUAAACAAAAUUUAGAAGUAAAUAAGUAUUAUAUUUGUUUUAAUGAAGAGCUUUUUAAUAAAAAUGAUCUUUUUAGAUUAAUUGUAAACAUGCGUAAAACUCUUAACAGAUUUUCUGAUACUAAUAUUAGAGAGAACAAAAGACUUGAGUUAAUGUUAAACAUCUUUUAUUUGAUGUUUGAAUUCAACGAAAAUUUACAAGUUGUACAAUAUAAGAAAUUUUAUUUAAAUCAAUUUUGCUUAAGAAUGAAUUUUAAAGAAGAAUACAAAUUUUUUAGGACCAAAGGUAAAAGCAUCUUAAGUUAUUCAUUUAUACUUCCAGUUUACCUUAAAGCAGAAGUAUUAAAAUCCGAAAAUAAUGAUUUAAUGAAAACAUCACUACAAGAUUCGUUUUUUAGGUCACUUUUUGAAGGGCACAUUGAACCUUAUUUAUUUAUAACAGUAAAUCGUGAAAAUAUUUAUUCUGAGAGUUUAAAAAUUCUACUAAAAAUUAGAUUUGAAGACAUGCAUAAACAAUUACGAAUUACUUUUAAGAAUGAGGAAGGUGUAGAUUCUGGCGGAAUAAGAAAAGAGUAUUUUCAGUUAUUAAGUCACGAAAUAAAACACGAUGAUUCACUUUUUAUUAUUGCAGAAAAUAUUAUAUGGUUGAAAAAUGACUGUUUAGAUUUUGAUAAAUAUUAUUGUAUUGGUAAAAUUUUAGGUAUAGCAUUAUACAAUAAUGUAGUACUUAAUAUACCAUUUCCUAGUUUCUUUUUCAAAAAGUUACUUAAUAAAAAGACAACAUUUAAUGAUUUGAAAGAAAUAGAUCAUAGUUUAUAUUUAUCGCUUAGUAAACUUAAGAAGUUAAGUGCAAAAGAAAUUGAAAAUCUUGAACUUACCUUUACAGUUAUUUACACAACUACAACUGGUGAAGUAAAGAGUUAUAAUUUAGAUAAGCGCAAUAGAGAAAUUAAAGUUACAAAAGCGAAUUUGCAUUCGUUCAUUAAUAAAUACUCUGACUUUAUUCUCAAUAAAUUAAUAAAAAAACAAUUUAAUGCGAUUAAAGAGGGAUUUUAUUUUGUUAUAAAUAAGAAUAUUUUAACACCUGUAAAUUCUAAAGAGUUAGAAAAGAUAAUAUUGGGAUCCAACAAUCUAAAUGUUGACGAAAUAAAAUCUACAACAUCUUAUUCUGGAUAUAAAAAUGAUUCUACUAUUAUCAAAUAUUUCUGGGAAAUUUUUGAAUCUUACAGCAAAAAAAUGAAAAAAAAAUUAAUUCAAUUUAUUACAGGACAUGAUAGAAUACCAAUAGCGGGUGCUGGUUCUUUAAAGCUCGUUAUUAUGAAGAAUGGAUGUGAUACAGAAAGACUUCCAUCAUCUCAGACGUGUUUUAAUACUUUACUAUUACCCGAAUAUUCUUCAAAAGAAAAAUUAGAAGGAAAGCUACGAACUGCUUUGGAAAUGACUGCCGGAUUUUUUCUAUUAUAA
Molecule: messenger RNA, 2322 nt
Organism: Vairimorpha ceranae
Lineage: Eukaryota; Fungi; Microsporidia; Nosematidae
Product: ubiquitin protein ligase e3a
Exons: 1
Coding region: 1-2322 (773 amino acids)
Molecular function (GO): ubiquitin-protein transferase activity
Source: RefSeq, a predicted model, not a curated record